CCAAUCUUUCUUCUCUCUGUAUUUCUCUCUCACUUCAAUUCUAGUAGAGUUUUUGCUCAAAAAGAUCAAUUUAGGAGGUUUGUGAAAGCUAUGAGGAAGCGCCAGGUGGUUUUGAGGAAAGCGGCGGAGGAGCCUUUGAGGAAUAGCACUGCUUCUUCUUUCACGUUCAGGAGUGUAAGAUAUGCAGAGUGCCAGAAGAAUCAUGCCGCCGGGGUGGGAGGAUACGCCGUGGACGGAUGCAGGGAGUUCAUGGCUAGUGGGGAGGAGGGAACUACCGCAGCACUCACAUGUGCCGCCUGCGGCUGUCACCGCAACUUCCAUAGAAGGGAAGUUGACCCUGAGGUAGUCUGCGAGUGCUCAUCCCCUUCAAAUGGUACUUAGAAGAAAUUAAAUGAAUGAUAUUACUAGAUGUUUUAACGAAUUAAUUUUGAUGGAUAUGCCUGGCCAAGUUUGUUCCUUGUAUGGUGCAUAUAUAUGUACGUACCUUUUUCCUUUAAGGGUUUUCUGAAUUUCUCUAGUUACUGCUUGAGUUGUGUGGAUUUGAUCGCUUAAGCUUUCCUCCAUGAUAAUUAUGUAUUUGAAGGGCAAAAUCAAGAAAGCGUGUGUUUUGUUCUGGAUGAAGGAAGUGUUCUACCUUGUUUUGUACCUAAUUUGCUCAGAUUUUU
Molecule: messenger RNA, 665 nt
Organism: Rubroshorea leprosula
Lineage: Eukaryota; Viridiplantae; Streptophyta; Magnoliopsida; Malvales; Dipterocarpaceae
Source: the annotation of a GenBank genome assembly